AUACAUACCAUUUAACUUUCUCUAAUAGUUAUGGAGUUUUGUUGCCGGAGGAAUUUUCUCGUGGAAGGUGUUUUGUUGUAUUUGUUGUUGAAUGGAGUUGCGAAUGCCAGUAUAAACAAACACCCGUGUGAUUUUCCGGCUAUUUUCAACUUUGGAGACUCCAAUUCGGAUACUGGUGGCUGGUCCGCGGCCUUUGGACAGGCCGGGCCACCCCAUGGAGAGUCGUAUUUCCAUGGUCCGGCUGGUCGGUACUGUGAUGGCCGUCUAGUUAUCGACUUCAUAGCACAAAGCUUGGGGUUGCCGUUCUUGAGCCCAUUCCUAGACGCACUUGGUUCAAACUUCACCCACGGUGCCAAUUUCGCCACGGCUGGUUCAACCAUCCGACCCCUUCAUCAAAGUGGAGUCAGUCCCUUUUCGCUAAAUGUUCAAUGGUACCAAUUCAGUGACUUUCAUCGUCGGGUCCAAACCAUUCUCGACAAAACAGAUGAGGAUGGAGUAGUUAAGAAAAUGGCGCCAAAAGUGGAAGAUUUUGCACGUGGUUUGUACACGUUUGACAUUGGGCAAAAUGAUUUAACGGCUGGCUUGUUUCAAAACUUGACAGUUGAUGAAGUUAAGGAAAGUGUUCCUGAUAUUGUAGGCCAGUUCAAGACCGUCAUUAAGGAGAUAUAUGAUGAUGGAGGAAGAUCUUUUUGGAUACACAAUACGGGUCCGUUUGGAUGUCUACCGUAUGUGUUGGACCGUCAACUAAUCACAGCUGGACAAGUGGACAAACACGGAUGUGUGGGUCCAUACAAUGAACUCGCUCGGUAUUUUAACCACCAAUUAAAAGAAACCGUUGACCAAUUGCGAGAGCAUCUACCUAAGGCCGUGAUCACCUAUGUUGAUGUUUACUCAGUCAAGUAUGCACUCAUUACCAAAGCAACCCGAUAUGGGUUUGUGCAUCCAUUGAGAACUUGUUGUGGCCAUGGAGGAAAGUACAACUACAAUAUGAAUAUAGGUUGUGGUGGUAAAGUCAAAGUCAAUGGGGAAGAUAUCCUAGUAGGCAAAGCAUGCGAUGAUCCAACGGUGAUGAUCAACUGGGAUGGAGUGCACUACACCGAAGCAGCCAAUAAAUGGAUCUUUGAUCAGAUUGUUAGCGGGUCAUUUUCUGACCCGCCAACGCCAAUAGGAUUUGCUUGCCGUAAACAAUAUUAAGAUGGAGUUUUGUUAGUUGGUUAAUUAAUUACUAAUUAGAAGUAAAAAAAAAUAUUAUUUUUCCCUUUCUUGUUAUUUUAUGUUAUCAGUUUAAAACCUUACAAAAGUGAAGUU
Messenger RNA from Helianthus annuus (common sunflower), 1308 nucleotides. Its product is annotated as GDSL esterase/lipase At3g26430. The coding region runs from base 31 to 1194 and encodes 387 amino acids. The transcript has 5 exons. Lineage: Eukaryota; Viridiplantae; Streptophyta; Magnoliopsida; Asterales; Asteraceae. Gene Ontology annotation, molecular function: hydrolase activity, acting on ester bonds. The record is from RefSeq and is a predicted model, not a curated record.